Molecule: messenger RNA, 1026 nt
Organism: Mytilus californianus (California mussel)
Lineage: Eukaryota; Metazoa; Mollusca; Bivalvia; Mytilida; Mytilidae
Product: sulfotransferase 1C2-like
Exons: 5
Coding region: 8-874 (288 amino acids)
Biological process (GO): sulfation
Cellular component (GO): cytoplasm
Molecular function (GO): sulfotransferase activity
Source: RefSeq, a predicted model, not a curated record
AAAGAGAAUGCCAGUACUAGAACCCGUACCUUUACCAGAAUAUGACGGUGUCACUUAUAUAUCACUGAGAGCUUUCAGAGAGAAAGGCCCAGAACAAACAAUAAAGGAUGUCAAAGACUUCCAUUCAAGGGAAACGGAUAUUAUCAUUUGUACUUACCUUAAAGCAGGCGUUCAUUGGCUUGAUGAAAUUAUAGCAAUGUUAGUAAACAGAACUACAACCCUUGCUUCUGGAACGAAAGGUCAAAGAACGCUGGAGGGAAUACCGGAGUUAUCUGUCUUAGAUUCUCUUCCGUCACCCAGAAUUUUAAACACUCAUUUGUCGUUUAAGUAUAUCCCUACAAAACACGUGCAAAACAAGGGGAAAAUUGUUCAUAUGAUCCGAAAUCCUAAGGAUAUAUGUGUUUCUCUUUAUCACCACGCUAAGAAAGACGUUGUGAUGAAUUACGAUGUUCCAUGGGAUACAUAUUUUGAGAAUUGGAUGUCUGGAAAAGUAUUCUAUGGUUCCUGGUAUGAUUACGAAUUGGGAAUGGAGGAGGCUUCUAUACAACACCCGGGAAUGAUUUAUACCUGUUAUUAUGAAGACUUCAAAAGGGAACCUAGAAACCAAAUAAGAAAACUUGCAGAUUUUCUUGACAUAAAUGUUUCGGACCAAAUAUUAGAAAGCAUAACAGAAGAAACUUCGUUUGAAAAUAUGAAGAGCAAAAAAACUGAUAACACCAAGUUCGUCAACAUGAAAGAAGCGGAAGGAUUCAUUUACAGGAAAGGAGACAUAGGAGACUGGAAAACUCAUUUUACUGUUAACCAGAAUAGCAGAUUUGAUACACAGUUCAAAGACAGAAUGAAGGAUAGUAAAUACAAUAUAACAUUUGAAUAAAAAGUUUAAUGUAGGGAUGAUGAACAUGGAAUUGAAAGACUUUUUAUAAAUACAUGUAUUGUAUGCAUAUUGGUAAAUAUUAUUUAUUCUAAGUAGAUUAUCGUUAAGCACAAACAUUGAGUCAUUAACAUUAAAUUGAAUAUUUUCUCUUC